Molecule: messenger RNA, 1687 nt
Organism: Cloeon dipterum
Lineage: Eukaryota; Metazoa; Arthropoda; Insecta; Ephemeroptera; Baetidae
Product: luciferin 4-monooxygenase-like
Exons: 11
Coding region: 19-1644 (541 amino acids)
Molecular function (GO): CoA-ligase activity
Source: RefSeq, a predicted model, not a curated record
UGAGCGAUAAGGCCGAUAAUGGAGCGAAUAUUCGAAUCACAAAGGAAGGCCAAUCCUAAUGAAGUGCCAAAUGUACCGAUUUACGAUUACAUUUACGAAAAACUAUGCAACACUAAAAUGCAGAGUUCCACCAAGCCGUGGGUCAUCGACUCAAGAACGGGCAAAGAGGUGCAAUUUUGCGACAUUGAUCCUGUCUCAAAGAAAAUUGGCAGCGCCCUGACCCGUCUGGGCUUCAAAAAGGGCGAGUACUUGCACUUCGCAACUUAUGAAACUGCGCAGCUUUAUCUGGUCCAGCUUGGGAUAUGGAGAAUCGGAGGAGUAGUUCGCGGUUGCUUUCAAAACGAGUCGGCGGAGGAGUUCGCAAGGCAAAUAAGCGAGAGCAAAGCACGAUUUGUCCUUGCUGAUGAGGAAACGUUGCCAAGGAUGAGGGAAGCGGUGGCGAAUUUGGAUUGGAAAGUUACAGUAAUCGUUUUUUCCAACGGGCCUGUUGAGAAUGCUGUCACCGUCAACAGUUUGAUGCAAGAUGAUGGAACUGCUUUCCCUGUCAAGGUGGACAUUGAUCCGGACAACGACAUAUUUGCAGUUGCAAACACGAGUGGAAGCACUGGAUUGCCCAAAGGAGUUGUUCAAACUCACAAAUGUGCUGUUGCGCUCCUAACCAAAACAAAUUGCAUGCCCUUCUUUGAUCAGCAAUCUGUCAUUACGCCUAUGAACAACUUUCCUAUUGGAGUCUACAUGGCGACGAUAGGCUCCAUCGCAAACGGUUGCCAAGUGGUGCACUUGGGCAAAUACGAAAGGGAGCAGUACUUUGACCACCUGCUAAAAUACAAACCGGGAACCGCGGUGAUGUACCCGUUCAUCGCAAUCUGGUUCGCCAGACACGAAAACUUGGACAAAGUGGACCUCAGCUUCUUAAAGGUCAUAAUUUGCAGUGGCGCUAUGAUAGAUCCAACGACUAUGAACAUACUGGCAAAGAAGCUGCCUCACGUCGAAGUGAAGCAGUUGUAUGGGCUUACUGAAUGCUUUUCAAUUGCAAACACAGAAGACCUGCCAGGCGUGAAAACUUCCAUGGUUGAAGGCAAAGAGUACGUCUCCGCCGGGAAACUCACACCCUACGUGAGAGCGAAGAUUGUAGAUUUAAACACAAGAGAGCCACUAGGUCCUUACCAAAUUGGAGAAAUCACAGUCAAGUCCAUCAUUGUCAUGAAGGGCUACUUAUCCAAAGACUCUCCCAUACCCCUUCGCCCAAACAUCGAUUCAGAGGGGUGGCUGAGCACUGGAGACGCAGGAUUUUUUGAUAAUGACUCUAAUCUGUAUGUCACCGAAAGACUUAGCUUCGUUUUCAAAUACAUCAUGUAUUUUGUUUCUCCAUCAGAAAUCGAGUCUAUUUUGCAACAGCAUGAUAAGGUCCUUGAAGCCGGAGUUGUGGGGGUGCCUAACCCUGAGACCACCAAUCUGGCCAGGGCAUUCGUCGUCAAGAAAGGAGAAGUCUCAGAGAAAGAGUUGUGUGACUUUGUAGCCGAGAGGCUGCCCGUUUACAAGCACCUGCAUGGCGGAGUGCGAUUCGUACAGAACUUGCCAGUCGGAAAAACAAGCAAAAUUGAUAGAACGGCGCUCAAAAAACUAGCUAUUGAGAUGAAUUAGACGGUGAAUAGCACAAUGAAAUUCGACGUCAUUUAUUUUACGA